Molecule: messenger RNA, 2670 nt
Organism: Orbicella faveolata
Lineage: Eukaryota; Metazoa; Cnidaria; Anthozoa; Scleractinia; Merulinidae
Source: RefSeq, a predicted model, not a curated record
AUCGACAAAAACGCGAACAAAGAGUCCGUUCGCAAGAUGUUCGUUGAUCACGAAGGAAAGAAAACCAUCAAGGUAGUAGUGCCUGAUACAAGCAUCUAUACUGUGGACUACAGCUGGUUCUUUGAUCAGAUAGCGAAGAGAGUACAAGAAAACGUGAAAGUACCUGAGUUCGUGGAUGGAAUGACGGCAGAUUUCAGCACCACAACUGCAGUCCAGAAGAUUGUUUCGCAGAUUACAUUGAUGUAUUCAGUUCAAAAAUAUUUCUCCUUUAAACCGUUAUUCUCUUGUGGAAUCCCUGCAGUGGAGAUGCUAGGCACUGAAGACGACUGGAGCAAGUUACAAUCCAAACUGAAGGUACUGCGAACACUGCUUGAACCCAUAGAGAACGACCUUGGCUUAUCAUCGGAGUGGUGGGUUCUUGUGGAAAAAGUGUUCCGCGAACUGCUGACGACCUACCAAGGAAGACCAGAUACAGGAUGGUGGAGUCAUAUUAUCAGCUACCAAAACAGGUUUGGGUCAGGUGAACAUGGUUACAGGGGCUGGAUUACCGACUUUCUGGAGGGGACCGAACGCCUUGUUGAUAUUGAUGAGAUGACCAGCGGCCUGGUUAGUGUUCCACUCAUCCUCGGAGACAUCACUAGUCGGCGAGCAAAAGACAACGCCACGCUUGUAGCAGGAAUGCUGGGCUUCACUCUCCACACUGAUGAAACCAAAGAGUUGUCUGUACAGCCAUUCCAAGGCUGGUCUCUUCUGCUCUCUGAGGACUCGCCAUUUCGCUAGUAAGCUACAUAAGACUUCCCAAACGACAUGAUCGAAAGAGCCAAAAUUAAAUUAAAUUUAACGGAUGCGGCAAAAUAGUGACUGUAAUAAUUAGCAAAAGAAAGGAAACUUCAAUAGACACUUUAGAAACGGCGGCCAUAUUGGUGUCCCAGGCCAAACCUGUGGGAGUUGAACUUUUUCCUUAUGUGAACACUUUCUUUGUUAUAAUCAAAUUUGAAUGACUGCUGGCCACGUGAGAGGAAACGCUCUAUGGUGCCAAGACGAAUUGCGCGUUUUCACUUGACGUUACGGCAGCCAUAUUGGUGUUCCAAAACAAUGAGACGGUGCCCGUGUCGGCGUACCAAACCAAACUUUUAUAUAGUCUAGUCGAGCCUUUUUCUUUGUAAAAACCUACUUUUGCUCCAAUAAAUGUGCUUGAUUAAUGGCCAGGUGAAUCUAAACGUCCCAUUGUUGAACUGCGUGUGGUUCUUCUAAAGGUACAUUGUUCACGUAUGCGCACUAGACUGCCAAGGCACAAUUGCUUUCUAUUGCACGUCCUAAUUCCUCCACUAUUAUUAUUUUUAUUGUUAGAUGAUUAAUGUCAAUCGUCCAGUAGUAAAACACUAAUCGACUUAUGUCUCAUAUCCUCUAAAUUUGCUCUGCGCUACCUCGACCGUUAAGAAAAAAUAACUGCUUGCAUCAUUUCGCUAAUUCGCAAUUAAGCUACAUAAGGCUUCAAAAACGGCGUAAUCUAGAGUCAAAACAAAUAGUUUGAUAGUUAGGAGUUUUGUUAAAUUGUACAAAUGCAGCCGAAUAGUGACUGUAAAGAUAAGCCAAAGAAAAGCGAACUUUAUCAAAUGGACAUUUUGAACUCAAACAAUCCAGGAGGUUGAUUUUUUUUUAGCAAUAUUGGACUCUUGGACUCACUAGAUAUCUAGUUCAAUGGCUUUACAGCCGAUGUCUGCCAUGUAUGGAUCUUUUUCCGCGUUUUUCGUGAGAAAUGAGUGAAGUGCCUUGUUUAUUUUAGCUUCAAAAUUGGACACUAUAAUAUAUGUACAUCAUGACACACAGUACGGAAUGAUACAGUGUACGCUUGAACCUACCUAACUGCAGUCAAACCUCUAUUAAUCGGCCACCGAUGAAGCGGCCAUUUCUUGUUAAGCGGCCAGUUAUCAAAGUUCCGAAAUCUAUGUCAGUAAAAUGCUGUAAAUGAAACUCCAAUUACCCGGCCACCUUUUGUUCAUCCCGAUUUGGAGGUUAGCCAUCAGAUUUUAAAAUACACGUAGUUUGACUUUCUUUUGGAAAAGACGAUGACAGAUGAAAGUCCGAACUGAAAUAGUCAGAAUUUCAUGUUCAUUAUGAUUGUCUAGACGAGAUUCCAUGUUCACUAAGCAAUCAGUCCAAUCUAAAAAAUAUUGAAAGUAGAUGAACCUCUAUAAGGUACCAACCCUAUAAAGCGACCACCUCCCAUUUCCUCAAAGGGGACCCUUUAAUAGGGGUUUGACUGUAUACCUGUAUCUCUCCUUGUUAUAAGGCAAAUAAGACUUUGACAUAUUCCUUUCAUCCACCCGGAUAUGUUGCUAUGGACUGCAACCUCGAUAUGUUGGUAUCGUGGAUUACCGAGUUUCUGGAGGGGACAACAAGUCAUAGAUAUUGAUGACACGACGACCGGCCUGGUUAGUGUUACACUCAUUCUCGAAGACCCUGUCGAUUGUGUGAAAGACAACGCCACACUUCUAGCAGGAAUUCUGUGCUUCGCUGUCCAUACUGGUAACACAAAAGAGGUGUAUUUACAGCCAUUCCAAGGCUGGUCUCUUCGCCAUUUUGCAGGUAACCUCCGGAAGACUCUUCUUCAAAUAGAGUGUUUUCACAUGAUGUCACAUCAGCCAUAUUGGUGUUCCAAAACAAUGA